Messenger RNA from Scheffersomyces stipitis CBS 6054, 1881 nucleotides. It is a transcript of the gene PES1, whose product is annotated as mRNA-binding ribosome synthesis protein. Gene Ontology annotation, cellular component: PeBoW complex; nucleolus. The transcript has a single exon. Bases 13 to 1827 code for a protein of 604 amino acids. The record is from RefSeq and is a predicted model, not a curated record. Gene Ontology annotation, molecular function: RNA binding. Lineage: Eukaryota; Fungi; Ascomycota; Pichiomycetes; Serinales; Debaryomycetaceae. Gene Ontology annotation, biological process: ribosome biogenesis; maturation of LSU-rRNA from tricistronic rRNA transcript (SSU-rRNA, 5.8S rRNA, LSU-rRNA).
AAAGCACCCAAGAUGGCCAAAAUUAAGAAGAGAGGUGUCUCCGGAAACGCUAAGAACUUCAUCACCAGAACCCAGGCGGUCAAAAAGCUUCAAGUUUCUUUGAGCGAUUUCCGUCGUCUCUGUAUUUUCAAAGGUAUCUAUCCUAGAGAGCCUAGAAAUAAGAAGAAGGCUAACAAGGGUUCCACGGCUCCAGUAACAUUCUACUAUGCUAAGGACAUCCAGUACUUGCUGCAUGAGCCAGUUUUGGCUAAGUUCCGUGAACAUAAAACUUUUGCCAAAAAGUUGCAGAGAGCUCUUGGUAGAGGUGAAGUCUCUGACGCCCAGAAGCUCGAAGCCAACCGUCCCAAGUAUACCUUGGAACACAUUAUUAAGGAAAGAUAUCCUACUUUUUUGGAUGCCUUGAGAGAUAUAGAUGAUCCGUUGAACAUGUUGUUCCUUUUUGCCAACAUGCCAGCUACUGAUAAGGUUUCUCACAGAGUCACAAAGGAAGCAGAGAAAUUGACUAACCAAUGGUUAGCCUACGUUGCCAAAGAGAGACUUAUCAAGAAGGUCUUCGUUUCCAUCAAAGGUGUAUACUACCAGGCUAAUGUCAAGGGUCAAGAGAUCAGAUGGUUGGUACCAUUCAAGUUUCCUACCAACAUCCCUACUGAUGUAGACUUCAGAAUCAUGUUGACGUUCUUGGAAUUUUACUCCACCUUAUUGCAUUUCGUGUUGUACAGAUUGUACAACGAUUCCAACUUGAUCUACCCACCUACUAUUGAUAUCGAAAAAUUGAAGGGUAUCGGCGGUUUGUCAUCUUAUGUGUUGCAAUCGAAAGAUCAAGGUGUCAGUGCCUUGUUGCCCCAAGAUAAAAAGAUUGUAGAAGACGAUGUAUCAGUACAGGGAAAGGAAUUAUCUACAGCUAACAUCUCUAAGGCUCUUGAAGCUGAUAAUGAGGGAGAAGAACAUGAAGAGGUUGAACAGGAGACUGUCGAAAAUGUCGAAUUGGACAAAUUCGAAGCCUCGGCCACGAAGACUGCAGUAGACUCGUUGGUUCAACCUUCUAAGUACGCUUCGCCUACAUCUACUCUUUUCUCUAAGUUUAUCUUCUACGUUGGUCGUGAGGUGCCAUUGGACAUCUUGGAGUUGUGUAUUCUCUCUUGUGGUGGAUCUGUAGUCUCUGAAGUCGCUUUAGAUGACUUGAAGACCAACCUGCCUGACGCAUACAAGAAGUUGGAUCUCUCCAACAUCACCCACCAAAUCAUCGACAGACCUAAGAUUUUGCAAAAGGUUGCAGGUAGAACUUAUAUCCAGCCGCAAUGGAUCUUUGAUUGUAUCAACAAGAGUGAGUUGUUGCCUGUGAACAAGUAUGCUCCUGGCGAAACCUUGCCUCCACACUUGUCCCCAUGGGGUGAUGCAGGCUCGUACAAUCCAGAAGCUGAAAAGGUUGACCAAAGUGAAAACGCAGAAGAAGAGGAAGAAGACGAAGUAGACGAAGACGACGAAGACGCAGACGAAGACGAAGAGGACGAAGAGGAAGAGGACGAGGAAGAGGACGAGGAUCUCAAGGCCCAGAAGGAAUUGGAGCUCGAAGCUGCCGGUGUCAAGUUCUCUGAAAUCGCCGAAAAGGAAAAGAAGGCCGCUAAGAAAGCUAGCAAGAAGAGACCAGCUGAAGAAGACGAAGAAAAGGAGUUGAAGAAGAUCAUGAUGACCAACAAGCAGCGUAAGUUGUACAAGAAGAUGCAAUACGGUAUUGACAAGAAGGAAACCAGAACGCAAGAAUUGGCCAAGAAGAAGAGAAAGAUAGAAAAGACCAAGGCUCAGUUGGACAAGUUGAGCAAGAAGUAGACUGUAGAUUAGUAGCAAUAAAAUAGCACGAUAUAAGAAUGAAGAAUGUAGUCU